Drosophila eugracilis is the source of this 645-nucleotide messenger RNA. RefSeq names its product macrophage mannose receptor 1. Lineage: Eukaryota; Metazoa; Arthropoda; Insecta; Diptera; Drosophilidae. Bases 16 to 546 code for a protein of 176 amino acids. The record is from RefSeq and is a predicted model, not a curated record. The transcript has 3 exons.
GGAGUAAUAUUCAGAAUGCUUUCCAUAUUGUUCAUUAUCUCUGGCUUGCCUUGGUGGGUAAUAGCAUCCAGUGAUGGCAACAUUUCGGAGUCUCUUCUGGUUCCAAGGUGCAGUCCGCUAAUUCCGUGUGAUCCGUAUUUUUCAGUGGCGAGCUUUGUUGAGGUAAACUGGCUGGAAGCUAACUAUAUAUGCAACAGAGUGGGCGCCGUCCUAGCCACUGUCAGGAAUAAGGAGCAGCAUCAGCUAAUGCUUCACUACGUUAAUAAGAAUGAACGAAUUUUUGGGAACAGUACCUUUUGGCUGGGUGCCACUAAUUUGGUGGAGCACAGCUACAACUGGACCUGGCUGAGCACUGGCAUUCCGGUGACUUACGCACAAUGGUCCAAAAGGGAACCCAAAUCCGAUCGUACUGGUCAAGACGCCUGCCUUGUCCUAGGAAUUGACAACUUGUGGCACAGUGAUUCCUGCUUGAAAAAACGGCAUUUCAUUUGCGAAAAUAUUUGCUUUCUGAACUAUACAACUUUAGACAAAAAAGUAUAUAUCUAGAACUAUAUCUCAAGAAAUUACAAGGUAGAUAUCAUAAGAAUACGUUCUAAAAAAUAAAGCAUUUUUAUGAAAGCAAAAUAAAAAAGAUCAUUAAUGUUA